AUGGCGAAGCCUACCAAGUCCAACAUUGGUGUGUACACCAACCCAGCCCAUGACCUGUGGGUUGCAGAAGCAGAACCAUCUUUGGAAAGCAUUGAAAAGGGAGACUCGUUGAAGCCAGGAGAAGUUACGGUGGGAAUUAGAAGCGUGGGUAUCUGCGGGUCAGAUGUACACUUUUGGCACGCUGGGUGCAUAGGCCCAAUGAUUGUCGAAGAUACACACAUACUUGGUCACGAAUCAGCUGGUGUUGUACUGGCAGUUCAUCCAUCGGUUGAUAGUCUCAAGGUCGGUGACCGUGUCGCUGUCGAGCCAAAUAUUAUUUGUGGUGAAUGCGAGAGAUGUCUUACUGGUAGAUACAAUGGAUGUGAGAAGGUCUUGUUCUUGUCGACACCACCGGUUCCAGGUCUUCUCCGCAGAUACGUAAACCACCCAGCUACUUGGUGUUACAAAAUUGGCAAUAUGUCAUUUGAAGACGGAGCGAUGCUGGAACCUUUGAGCGUUGCAUUAGCUGGCCUAGAAAGAGCCAACGUUAAGUUGGGAGACCCUGUCCUCAUCUGCGGAGCUGGUCCUAUCGGUCUCAUUACCCUCCUCUGUGCUAGAGCAGCCGGAGCUUGUCCAAUUGUUAUUACCGAUAUUGACGACGGAAGACUUGCGUUUGCCAAGGAGCUGGUUCCUUCUGUCAUUGCACAUAAAGUCGAGAGAUUAUCUCCGGAGGAAGGAGGCAAAGCUAUCGUAAAAUCUUUUGGAGGUAUAGAGCCAGCAGUUGCUAUGGAGUGUACUGGGGUUGAAAGCAGUGUCGCUGCAGCUUGUUGGGCAGUCAAGUUUGGUGGAAAAGUAUUCGUGGUCGGAGUAGGGAAAGACGAGAUGACGCUACCAUUUAUGAGAUUGAGCACUCGCGAGGUGGACCUUCAAUUCCAGUAUCGAUACUGCAACACAUGGCCAAGAGCCAUUCGACUGGUCGAGAGUGGUAUUAUCGAUAUGAAGAAGCUUGUAACCCACCGUUUCCCAUUAGAAGAUGCUAUCAAAGCCUUCGAGACGGCAGCAAAUCCAAAGACUGGAGCUAUCAAAGUUCAGAUCAAGAACGAUGAAUAA
Sclerotinia sclerotiorum 1980 UF-70 is the source of this 1089-nucleotide messenger RNA. RefSeq lists its product as hypothetical. Gene Ontology annotation, molecular function: L-iditol 2-dehydrogenase (NAD+) activity. Bases 1 to 1089 code for a protein of 362 amino acids. The transcript has 2 exons. Lineage: Eukaryota; Fungi; Ascomycota; Leotiomycetes; Helotiales; Sclerotiniaceae. Gene Ontology annotation, biological process: D-sorbitol catabolic process. The record is from RefSeq and is a predicted model, not a curated record.